Messenger RNA from Medioppia subpectinata, 272 nucleotides. The record is from the annotation of a GenBank genome assembly. NCBI's taxonomy places the organism in Eukaryota, Metazoa, Arthropoda, Arachnida, Sarcoptiformes, Oppiidae.
AUGGAUAAAGAGUCGUUAUUUAAUUUAUGCUACAUGAAUGAAUGCUUCAAUACUGUUACCGGUAAAACGUGUACCAAAAGCAAUGAAGAGCACAAUUCGUGCGGUUCUUCAUGUGCUAAGACGUGUCAAAACCAGAAUAAGCAGAUGAUGUGCGCCUCCGUCUGUAAGGACGGCUGUUAUUGUAAAAAGGGUUAUAUUAGAGAUGAGAAGAGCGGGCAAUGUGUCUCUCCUGAUAAAUGUCCCAAAUAAGAGACCCUCAUGUUUAAUGAUGC